AUGUCCGCCUUCUGCUUGGGCUUGGCCGGCCGCGCUUCAGCACCCGCCGAGCCGGACAGCGCCUGCUGCAUGGAGCUGCCCGCCGCGGCCGGGGACGCAGUCCGGAGCCCCGCCGCCGCCGCCCUCGUCUCCUUCCCCGGGGGCCCCGGAGACCUGGAACUGGCGCUAGAGGAGGAGCUGGCGCUGCUGGCGGCCGGGGAGCGGCUGUCCGACCCCGGGGAGCAUUCUCAGGCCGAGCCCGGGCCUCCGGCCGAGGGGGCCGCCCCGCAGCCGCCGUCCGCCCAGGACCCAGAGCUGCUGUCGGUGAUCCGGCAGAAGGAGAAGGAUCUGGUGUUGGCGGCCCGGCUGGGCAAGGCGCUGCUCGAGAGGAACCAGGACAUGAGCCGGCAGUAUGAGCAGAUGCACAAGGAGCUGACAGAUAAGCUGGAGCACUUAGAACAAGAGAAACAUGAACUGAGAAGACGAUUUGAGAACCGAGAAGGAGAGUGGGAAGGGCGAGUGUCAGAACUGGAGAGUGAUGUGAAACAGCUACAGGAUGAGUUGGAGAGGCAGCAAGUUCAUCUGCGGGAAGCAGAUCGAGAAAAAACACGGGCUGUCCAGGAACUAUCAGAACAGAACCAAAGGUUGUUGGAUCAACUCAGCAGGGCAUCAGAAGUGGAGAAACAACUCUCCAUGCAGGUCCACGCCCUCAGAGAAGACUUCCGGGAGAAAAACUCGUCAACCAACCAGCACAUCAUCCGGCUCGAGAGCCUUCAGGCCGAGAUCAAGAUGCUGUCAGAUCGGAAACGGGAGCUGGAGCAUCGUCUCAGUGCCACCCUAGAGGAGAAUGACCUGCUGCAAGGAACCGUGGAGGAGCUGCAGGACCGGGUGCUGAUCCUGGAGAGACAGGGCCAUGACAAAGACCUACAGCUGCACCAAAGCCAACUCGAGCUCCAGGAGGUACGGCUCUCCUACCGACAGCUGCAGGUGAAGGUGGAAGAACUCACUGAGGAGAGGAGUCUGCAGAGCUCUGCUGCCACCAGCGCGUCCCUGCUGUCAGAGAUUGAGCAGAGCAUGGAGGCCGAGGAGCUGGAGCAAGAGAGAGAGCAGCUGAGACUGCAGCUCUGGGAAGCCUACUGCCAGGUUCGCUAUCUUUGCUCACACCUUCGAGGAAAUGACAGCGCGGACUCGGCCGUCUCCACGGACUCUUCAAUGGACGAGUCUUCAGAAACCUCAUCCGCCAAGGAUGUGCCAGCCGGCAGCUUGCGCACUGCCCUCAACGAGCUCAAGAGGCUGAUACAGAGCAUUGUGGAUGGCAUGGAGCCCACGAGCUCCCGGAGAAUUGAUGAUGACUCCUUAGAAGAACAGAUAAGGCAGACCAGUGAGGACUCGAGAGCCCUAAGGGAACUCAUGGAGGGAGAGAGGGGUAAACUGAGGCAAAGCCUAGAAGAGCUGCAGCGACUCCACAGUCAGGUGACACUGCUGAGUGUGGAGAUGACUGCGCUGAAAGAGGAGAGAGACCAACUCAGAGUGACAUCCGAGGACAAGGAGCCAAAGGAGCAGCUUCAGAAGGCCAUCAGGGACCGGGACGAGGCCAUUGCAAAGAAGAACGCCGUGGAGCUGGAACUCGCCAAGUGCAAGAUGGACAUGAUGUCUCUGAACAGCCAGCUGCUGGACGCCAUCCAGCAGAAGCUGAGCCUCUCUCAGCAGCUGGAGGCCUGGCAGGAUGACAUGCACAGGGUCAUUGACCGGCAGCUGAUGGACACGCACCUGAAGGAACGGGGCCGGCCUGCCGAUACCUUCUGCCGGGGCCACAGCACAGGGCGGGGGGACGAGCCCGGCCCCAUGGAAGGCAAACGGCUCUUCUCAUUCUUCAGGAAAAUCUAAGUUGAGAAGAGCUGGGCCCCUGAGGAUGGACAGACUGGACGUGGCUGAGAAGGCGGCACAGCCAAGGGCCUCCUUUGUCCUGGGGCUCAGCCUACCUGUGCUGCGGUCCGAUCAGUCCGGGAGGGCCUGCACUCUUUGGUCGAGGAUGGAGACCAAGAGCAGGGGCCCUGCUGUGGCCUCGGAAGGCUGCUCUCGACCCACGGACGGGCAGGAGCCCUGUCCUCACCACCCGGCCAAGCCCAAGCCUGGGCUCCCCCAGAUCCUGUUACAGAGUAGGGCUCAGACCACCUCCCAGAGCAGCCCCUUAGGGCUGUGCUGCUCAGAGCGGUGAAUUGCGGCCCACGCCGCAGGCACCGCUGCCACCUGUCUUAGGUGGCAGGGAGCAGAACAGAGGGAUGCCCUUCCCAGCAUGCCUCAGGUCUGCGCCUCAAAGGCCUCGGCCUCCAUUCCUGCCCAGGCCCUGACCCAGGGAGUCCAGUGGAGGAGGCGGCCCCUCACCCACGUGCAUGCACCUCUGCAGGCAGGAGGCCACACCUGAGGCCUCAGAGCCUAAGAGCUGGGGAUGCCUGGGCUCAGCUGAGGCCUCCCGAGCCACGGGGAGAAGGGCCCUGGCCACUGGCUCCCCUCCCCAGCUGCCUGAAGUGCAGCCUCACCCCGAUGCAGGGCCAGGCCAGCAGUGUGUGCCACAGGUCCUUGUUGGGCCAGGGCCGGGAGGGUCUUGGCCUCCCCACUGUGGCCUCCUACCUUUUCAUGCCACUUCCUGGCGCUGCCGAGCAAGCCCAGGCCACAGAAUGGUCCCAGAGGGAUCUGUGGUCCGCCGCCCCACACCUCGAGGGCAGUGUUGGCACCACUGCUGGGCACCUCCUGACACUGCCCACCAGGCCUGGAGGGACCAGGCCUGUACCCUGCUGCUUCUGCUCCUGGCGCGGCAGCCACUCCACCUCUGCACGGGCCCGGCACCGUCAGCUGCUCACCACUGAGUCGGUCUCCCUCCCUCCCGGGGAAAGCACAGCAGGGAAGAGCGGAAAGAAUGUACCUAUAGAUAUGUACAUACCAUAGUGCUGGGAUUUUGUAUGUAGCAACCGUGUAAAUACAUGUAUGGAUUUUAUAAUAUACAUAUAUAAAUCUAUAAAGGCAUAUUUUUAGAUAAACAGCGCACCACUGCUUCUUUUGAAAAUAGUCUGAAUAAGAAUAAAAAGUU
This is a messenger RNA of Lepus europaeus (European hare), 3067 nucleotides long. RefSeq names its product BICD family like cargo adaptor 1 (gene BICDL1). The transcript has 10 exons. Gene Ontology annotation, biological process: vesicle transport along microtubule; Golgi to secretory granule transport. Lineage: Eukaryota; Metazoa; Chordata; Mammalia; Lagomorpha; Leporidae. The record is from RefSeq and is a predicted model, not a curated record. The coding region runs from base 1 to 1866 and encodes 621 amino acids.